This is a messenger RNA of Alosa alosa (allis shad), 2993 nucleotides long. Its product is annotated as RING finger protein 11. Bases 494 to 958 code for a protein of 154 amino acids. The record is from RefSeq and is a predicted model, not a curated record. NCBI's taxonomy places the organism in Eukaryota, Metazoa, Chordata, Actinopteri, Clupeiformes, Clupeidae. The transcript has 3 exons.
CUGACGUAGGAAAACAACACUCAAGCUGUGACGCCUGCUACGGAAGAGAAGUGUUUGCUAGCAGUGAAAUUUAUCCUCUAAAUAUUCAGCGUGAUAUAUUUAGAAACGGGGCGUCCAAUAUGUUGUGUAAUCAAAACGAAUACUAGUAGUAGGAUUAGAAUCGUUUUCGGUAAAUGAAUGUAGAUCACUGUCUAAUCAAGAAAAUAAUUUUAACGUUAGUUGGCUAGGUAGCUAGCUAGAAGCUAGUUUUCAGUCUAAACAUCUGAAUAGGCAGGUCCUUUGUUUCGGAAUGAUCCAUAUUGAUAAUCCGAGACAGUAAACUUGAGUGACUAAUUUACCCAAAAUGAAUUAGCGAGUUCAAGAGUUAAACCAGUGAUUUGACUCUGUUUGUUUAAUUUGUCACGGAAAUAGUUGUAAUCAGACCGUGAUAGAGGAAUUUACGAUCGCUAAGAUUUGCUAGCUAGCUGGAAGAGGGAAAGGGCUUGGAGUGGUCAUGGGCAAUUGUCUGAAAUCCCCUACAUCAGACGAUAUUUCGUUGUUACAUGAAUCGCAGUCUGACAGAGCUAGUUAUGGUGAUGGCACAGACCCGGAUUUAGAGCCACCUCCACCUUAUGAGGAGCAGGCCCACAUGCCUGUUUACCACCCCACACCCAGUCAAACAUGCCUAGCCACUCAGCUCACUGAAGAGGAGCAGAUCCGAAUCGCUCAGCGCAUAGGCCUCAUCCAACAUCUGCCCCGGGGGGUCUAUGAUGGGGGUCAGGACGGCUCAGAGAAGAAAAUUAGAGAGUGUGUGAUCUGCAUGAUGGACUUUGUAUAUGGAGACCCAAUCCGAUUCUUGCCAUGCAUGCACAUUUAUCACAUGGACUGCAUAGAUGAUUGGCUGAUGCGCUCUUUCACCUGCCCUUCAUGCAUGGAGCCAGUGGACGCUGCUCUUCUCUCCACGUACGAGACCAACUGACCGUGGAGUGGACCACUCUCCCUACUUCUUCUUCUUGCUCUUACGCCCUCCUUCAAAGCUCUUAGUCUCAAUUUGACCCAGACUUCAAACCCUAUUGGCCAGUGUGUGGUGGGGACACAUCAAUGAAGAUAGGGUGUGUUGGGGGGUGGGGGGGGGGUAAAAAGACCCCAUUUCACGCAGCAGCCUGUGUUGCUGCAUUGGAAAUGGCUCGGUAUGCUUUGGGGCUGUAAACUGUGGUUAGGUUUUGGUCAAUGGUUUCCCUGCGUACAUGCUGUGUUGUGUGGCCAGCUGGCGUGCAGUCUUGUGGUUUGCAUAAACAUUGAGGAUCAUUUGUCUUUAGCUCUUAGCAUUAUAUAUAUUUUAUUUUGUUUUGUUUUACUAUCUUAAAAAAAAAGGAUUUGUCAAGUUAAAAUCAGUUUUCAAAGUGAAGGUCUAGAUCAACGACUUGCCGAAAUGUUUUUUUUUUGUUUUUUUUUCUGAGCCUAGGACCAAAAGGAAUUUUGAAUUCUUGGUUGAAAACCAAAUUUUAGUCCAAGAGCAGGUUUCAUGCCUAGAAAGACCAAUCCAUAUUUCUUUCUUCCAGAAAGAUGUUGACUGUCUUAUCUCCUCUGAGCUAGCAGUGCAGAGAAAGGCAGUCAAGUGAGUCGUGCCUGCCGUACUUUUCAAGCAAACAUGCAAUGUUCUAUUGAGACAAAAAGAAAACUUCAUUUCUAUUUGAGUUGCCCAGUUUUUCAGGCAUCAUUUCAUGUCUUAACUCUUCUAGUCUUCAGAACUGUGUAGUACUUUGUCCACAACUGGAGGAGUCGAGUCACUCUCAUUCAGCCAAUGUAAAGGGCUCAUUUGCGCAUGGGGAUCAGGAACAAGUAGCCACCGGUUUGCAAGUACAGUAGGAUUGCUUGCACAUACAAAACAUAAAUAUAUAUAUAUAUAUAUAUAUAUAUAUAUAUAUAUAUAUAUAUAUAGAACCUAGAAAAUUGCACUUUACAUAGGUUAGUAAUGGGAAUCAUAUAUUUAUGUACAGUAUAACCUUAACCUUGCACUAAUCUUAUUUUUGUCACAUAGGUCACUGUAAAUAAUUCUAUUAAUGCUAUUGUUGAUCAGUAUUUAUGUGACAUACUAUUGGUGUACAUUUCAGAUGCUGAAGUGUUACAGUAAACAAUCUAUUUGGGUCACAUCAUCAUACACUACACUACUGAAGGCCUUUUAUUGAAGUGUCAGUUUAUUUAAUGUCAGUUCCUAAAUGUUUUUUUUUUUUUUUUUUUGCAUUAUAUCCAAAUGUGUUGGUCACCCUAUAUAUCAUAGCAGUGUACAGUCCCAUUCUUUUGUGUACAGUAGCAGUACAUUUGAAAAAGUAAACCAAUGAGAUUCAUACACCCUUGCUGUCAGUUUAGAAUAUUAUCAUCAUGAUAUGAACAAUACCUUAGGUGAAAUAUACAGUGUAUGAAAACUUGUGAUUGACAGUGUGACAACAACAAAAACAAAAACUAGAUAUUUCUGCAUUCAGGAUGUUGAAAUUAACAUUUUGGAUUAUUGUAGAAUUGCUCGCAGGUCGAGCUGAAGAGGUGGUAUGGCUGUAAUGCUACAGUGUUGUUUAUUAUGUUUGGGUUAACUGACAACAUAGGCAGCCACAGAUGAAAAACAGAGAAGUUGAAGAUAAAAUAUUUUUUUUAUUAUUAUUAUUAUUAGUAGUAGUAGAUGUAAGAUCUCGCUCUCAAUCAGCUCUUCUAUGUCAAUUUUAAUAAUUUACUGACAAGUGAUUUUACACUUUCUCCUUGUCUACAUUAUUGUGGUUGACAGCUUGUGUUAGCCAGACUAACAUUUGUAGGGGCGUUUGUAGCUUUAUCGGUUGACCAAUUUAUUUUAUUUAUAUUUAAUGUCUCUUUAGUCAAUAUAUUUGUUUUCUUUUAUUUUCCAGAAGAGUAGUAUAGGAUUUCUUUUGUCUUUAUAGUUAGCCAAGCUUUGACCAUUGACACUUCAACUCUGCCCAUUCAGUAACCAUGUAAUAAAGAUCACAUUAAAGAUGAUAUGAACAUGC